Messenger RNA from Pygocentrus nattereri (red-bellied piranha), 4063 nucleotides. It is a transcript of the gene lrrc4ca, whose product is annotated as leucine rich repeat containing 4C, genome duplicate a. Bases 1836 to 3779 code for a protein of 647 amino acids. Gene Ontology annotation, molecular function: cell-cell adhesion mediator activity. The transcript is spliced from 4 exons. Gene Ontology annotation, cellular component: plasma membrane; postsynaptic density membrane; glutamatergic synapse. Gene Ontology annotation, biological process: modulation of chemical synaptic transmission; synaptic membrane adhesion; regulation of axonogenesis. The record is from RefSeq and is a predicted model, not a curated record. Lineage: Eukaryota; Metazoa; Chordata; Actinopteri; Characiformes; Serrasalmidae.
CACUUCCACACACACUCUCACAAGAGCGCACAUAUACACACUCUACCAGGCACCGGCACCGCAAAACACGCGUUCACAUUUCCACAUGACUGCCCCUGGUCAGAAACGCUCCUGGCGUUCAGGGGUUAUCGUCGCUGACCAAUCAGUAGCAGGCUGAUAGGAGGUCAUUGGAUAAUUAUAUUUCACCUAACCGAGGCUCCAGCGAGAGAACUGUUAUAUAAGAAGAAGCCCAACAACUCAGGACUAAGCGCAGAUCACUGCCUGCGAGUUCGUGAGCAGGAAAAACAGGGGGUGAAGUCGACGGCGGAGGGAGUCACGCUGCGCAGAGCAGAUCCUCGUCCUCAUACGUCGGAGAGGCAGGAGCAAGUGGACAAGUCCAGGGCGCGAGGAGGCUGGAACCAGGUCCGCAAUCGUCUCGAGCAGGACGACUUCGGCGAGCGCUUGGCUUGAUUUCGACCCCCCCCACUCUUGUCUUUCCCGCCCAGGGAAAUUUCACCAUAACCUGUAGCGUUGCUCUUCUUUCUCGGGCAUCCAGCUUGAUCCCGCACAUGGAGCGACGCGUAGGGGCAUCAUGAACGUGUGGAUGGUCGUGGCAGAGUCAGCUGUGGGCCAGCGGCGGAUGGGCUGCGCCAGAGCGCCCUGGACGGAGCUGAUCCUCUGAGGAGAAAUGAUGAGAGUCUGACAGGAGCGCCGGAGCGGUCCCUGAUGGAUGUACAUCUCACCUCCGCAGCCUGCAAGUUCGCAUCCAUCUCUAGCGGAACUAUACAGCAUGACUUUUUUCCCUCCCGCGGUGGAUGAGAAGCGCUUGAGCCGUUAUUCCGAGGAUGGGGAGUGUGUGUGCUUUUAUCUGAGGGGGGAAGACGCUGCUUGGUCUCCAUCACCCAGAGAUCGCUCGGAAUUCCUCGGGAGGCUUUGAGCUUUGAAGUGAUUUGAAAAUGAAAACGCACGUUUUUCUUUUCGCCGUCGUGCCGAAACGCGCCUAAAGCCCGGCCAGGCAUUCCUGAGGACAUCAUGACAUUUAGAGGAAAUCUAAGCGUGUUGAGAUCCGCACUGAGCUGUGAGUAGAAACCUAAUCAGAUCCUGCGCGUUUAGGGGCGAAGAGAGAGAAGAGAAGUGAAAAGAAAAAACAAAGUUGCACCCUGAACCUUGAGGAUAGAAAAGAGAACAAGCCUAAUUUGCCUUUUUUCCCUAAGAAACAGUGGAGAGCCUAGGAUGCGGAUGAGGAUGGGGGCUUUGGCUUGUGAAGAAGGGGGGACAAAUCAGAUCUAAUCGAGUUAAAGAAUGGGACGCCACAGCAGAGGGGGAACUGCGUUCAUCUGAGUCGGAUGACCACAGACACGUCCGGUUGACACGGCAGGGACUCGCAGCAACAACAACAUUUGUUGGCGUUUGGUCUUAAUGGAGAACUGAACAGAAUGUGGAUAUGCGCGAUUCAUCUUAAACGCACGAGCCGGUGAGGGAUCUAUAGCCACUGCCGGACAUCGAAUAGACUCGAGACGGGGGGCAGUGUGGAGGAACUGUGCGCAGAAUUGCGUGAGGCUCGCGGAUGGAGUUCCGCUGCGGCUGGCGCGGAGGAGCGCGCGCUCUGCUUUUCGCUCCGAUUUGAACUGCGAAAAGAUCCCAGCUUCCAGAGAGAGAGAGACAAAAGGAAGCCACGUAGUGAAACUGAGAGUGAAGAUGUCCAGGACCUGCUGGCACUGUGGAUGACUUGGCAGCAUUCCCCAGGAGGCAACAAUCAUAUAAAUAACAGAUGGUGACACUGGAGGGCAACUACUCCCUCCUCUUGCCCAUUACAACGCACCCCAAAGAGUGGACAGCUAACCUAUGAAUUAUGAAUGUUGAACAAGAUGACCUUCUCCCAGCAGCAGCAGAUGAUGAGAGGUCCUAGGUGGAACCGGGCCUUGUCCGACCCGUUGUUCGUGCUGUUGCUGGCAUUGCAGCUCCUAGUGGUGGCUGGUUUGGUGAGAGCUCAGACCUGCCCAUCUGUCUGCUCAUGCAGCAAUCAGUUCAGUAAGGUCAUUUGCACACGUCGUGGACUGCGCGAUGUGCCAGACGGCAUCUCCACGAACACCCGGUACCUAAACCUGCAAGAGAAUUUCAUCCAGGUGAUCAAGGUAGACAGCUUCAAGCACCUACGGCACCUGGAAAUCCUGCAACUGAGUAAGAACCACAUCCGUAGCAUUGAGAUUGGAGCCUUUAAUGGACUGGCCAGUCUAAAUACACUGGAACUCUUUGAUAACAGGUUAACUACCAUCCCAAAUGGAGCAUUUGAAUAUCUGUCCAAGUUAAAGGAGCUAUGGCUUAGGAACAAUCCCAUUGAGAGCAUACCAUCUUAUGCCUUCAACCGAGUACCCUCGCUACGAAGGCUGGAUUUGGGUGAGCUGAAAAGGCUCUCAUAUAUUUCUGAAGGUGCUUUUGAAGGUCUGAGCAACCUGCGUUACCUGAACCUUGGUAUGUGUAACCUGAAAGAGAUCCCUAACCUCAUCCCUCUGGUACGCUUGGAUGAAUUAGAGAUGUCAGGAAAUCAACUUUCAGUUAUCCGACCGGGGUCUUUCAAAGGGCUUGUCCACUUGCAGAAACUGUGGAUGAUGCAUGCUCAAAUCCAGACAAUUGAGAGAAAUGCCUUUGAUGAUCUUCAGUCACUGGUGGAGCUGAAUUUGGCUCACAAUAAUCUUACGCUGCUCCCUCACGAUCUCUUCACACCACUACACCAUUUGGAGAGGGUGCACUUGCAUCACAACCCUUGGAAUUGCAACUGCGACAUCCUUUGGCUCAGCUGGUGGUUAAAGGAAAUGGUACCAGCCAACACCAGCUGCUGUGCUCGCUGCAGUACCCCUCUCAGCCACAAAGGACGCUACAUUGGCGAGCUGGAUCAGAAUUAUUUCCACUGUUAUGCGCCUGUUAUUGUGGAGCCACCUGCUGAUCUGAAUGUGACAGAGGGCAUGGCAGCGGAACUGAAAUGUCGGGCAAGUUCACUGACCUCAGUCAGUUGGAUUACACCCAACGGGUCUAUCAUGACACAUGGAGCGUACAAGGUGCGUAUUUCCGUGCUCAAUGAUGGGACAUUAAAUUUUACAAAUGUCACCAUGCAGGACACAGGGACAUACACAUGUAUGGUUAGUAACUCUGCUGGCAACACCACAGCCUCUGCUACACUAAAUGUGUCCUCAACAGAGAACAGUAGCUUCAGCUACUUUACCACAGUGACCGUGGAGACCAUAGAGCCAUCCCAUGAUGAAGGGCACACCACAGUACAGCAGAAAGUCAGUCCCACCCCUUCUUCUGGGGUGUGGGAGACACCUUCUGCCCCUUCAUCUACCACGACUACGACGGCUCAGACGCCACUGUCAACUAAGGCCACAGAUAAAACCUACACCAUCCCCGUCACGGCACUGGGUGAUGGCUCCCUCAAUACCCUGGAUGAGGUGAUGAAGACCACUAAGAUCAUCAUUGGCUGCUUCGUGGCCAUCACACUAAUGGCUGCAGUUAUGUUGAUUAUCUUCUACAAAAUGCGCAAACAGCAUCACCAGCAGAACCACCAUGCACCAACACGAACCAUCGAGAUCAUUAACGUGGAUGAGGACUGUGUCACUGGUGGGCCAACAAUGGAGGGUCAUCUGACUCUGCCACCUCUUGAGCAUGAGCAUCUUAACCACUACAACACCUACAAGACAGCAUACAAUCACGCCUCCACCAUCAACUCCAUACACAGCUCCGCACAUGAACCUUUGCUUAUUCGGGCCAGCUCAAAAGACAAUGUACAAGAGACCCAGAUCUGAUCACUUUUUCAUAAUGGGAAUUAAAAGAAAGAAAAAAAACUUUAAAACAAACUGUAACGGUACAUUAUAUGACAUUUUGAAUCUAAAGAAGAUGGCUCAAAGAAGCGGAGAUAUGUCAGGCUUAUGUGCAACAAAUAAGCAAACGACUGAGGCUGUUGAAUGACAUUGGGAAUUAGGGUAUGUUAACGGUUUCAAAGUGUCUUUACCUAACAGAAGUUAUUUAUUUAAGAAAAAACUCUAUUGUGGAUAAUUCAAGAAAAAAAUGUAUUCAGCAAUUAUUUUUU